This is a messenger RNA of Suillus paluster, 2343 nucleotides long. RefSeq lists its product as uncharacterized. Gene Ontology annotation, molecular function: protein binding. The transcript is spliced from 4 exons. The record is from RefSeq and is a predicted model, not a curated record. Lineage: Eukaryota; Fungi; Basidiomycota; Agaricomycetes; Boletales; Suillaceae. Bases 151 to 2298 code for a protein of 715 amino acids.
CUCAGCCCUCCCGUCAAACUCACCCCACCCAUCCUCCCAGGGAUCUCAGACGAAGAAGCCCGUAAAGCGCGCGAAUACGAACGUAACAGAGGAGGACUCCAAUGGGCGUAUGAUACGUUCGACGGGGCGUACGGCGUUGUGAGGCGGUCUAUGUUCGGUGCACUAGGGCUUGUCAAGGAGGCUCGGCAACGUAGUUUGUCAAUGACACGGUGUGACGCAUUGCUUCGCAGCGAUCAAGUAAUUGAAGCGGUCGACUCUCACCAAUACAUAAUGCGCACGAUUGACGAGGACGUGAAGGACAGAUACCUCGAAUGGUCCACUGCCUUCACGAAAAACUGCAUUACGCGCUGUGUCGCAAAGGGAGACGAGGCUAUCGCUGCGAGCAAUUAUGAGGCAGCUAUCGAACUAUGUUCAGCAGGGCUUAGGCUGGACUCCUCAUGCGAGUCCCUCUUUGCGCACCGCAGUAAGGCAAAUUUGGCACGAAAUCUCUAUGCAGAGGCCCUUCUCGACGCGGACAAGAUCCUGGAAAUAAAUCCUUCUUUUUAUCUUGGGUACGAAGUCAAGCGUGCAGCGCUUCAUGGCGCACGACGUUAUUAUGAAGCCAUCGAGGCCUUCAAAACUAUGCUCUUGAAGGAUGAUGCGCCCGACGAAUUGAUACAAAAGCUGCGUCAGCAGUAUGCUAGUCGAUCUGAAGUAGAAGACACUAUUCGACGAGCUGUGAACACCCACUUGGAAAACGCUCCGCUUCGUCUGCUCAAUACGUCCACUGGGCGUUUAUGCAAUCGACAAGCACAGAUAUAUGCCUUCAUGGAAAGCAUGGAGUACAAGGAGCUUUUUUCUUCAUCAAUGAUGCGCGUGCCCCUCCAGACCGAAAGCGUCACAGAAGCGGUCGCAAAGUACUUCAGUUGGGUCAUGUUAUCGCAUAGGUGGGAAGACGAGGAACCACUGCUGCACAACGUUCAGGACAAGGUCGUAUACGAGUUGGACCCAGUUGGAACAGUGGUGAAGUUGCAAAAGUUCUGCGAACUUGCUCGUAAUGCGGGGUAUCGCUGGGCGUGGAGCGAUACGUGCUGCAUCGACCAGAAUAACAACGUCGAGCUCCAACGAUCAGUCAACUCCAUGUUUGUCUGGUAUCGCCGGUCAGCUCUUACGAUCGUCUACCUAUUGGAUGUUCUGCCUUCAGCGAAGUUGGGCGCACUCGCAAACAGCGCUUGGAAUACACGAGGAUGGACUGUUCAAGAAUUCCUGGCUCCUAACAUUGUUCUAUUCUACCAAAAAGAUUGGACCUUGUAUCUCAACGACCGCUCUCCCAAUCAUAAGGAGUCUGUCACUAUCCUGAAGGAGUUGGAGGAUUCGACAGGCAUAAAUGCGCAGGCGCUUGUCGCCUUCCGUCCGGGCAUGACAGGCCCGCGCGAGAAGCUGCAAUGGGCAUCGACGCGCGUCACCACUUUACAGGAAGACAUCGCAUACUCAUUAUUUGGCAUCUUCGGCAUUCAUUUACCUGUCAUCUAUGGCGAGACGAAACAAAACGCACUCGGGCGGCUCUUGCAGGAGAUCGUGGCCCAGUCGGGUGACAUCACUGCCCUGGACUGGGUCGGAAAAUCAUCCGAGUUCAAUAGCUGUCUACCAGCUGAUAUUGCCUCGUAUAAACCUCCGCCAUGCACGCUGCCAUUCCUAUCUGAAGACCAGAUACAGACAUCAGUCUUGUCACUACAAAAUGCCGCUAUUGUGGAGCCGGCUUCCAUGCUGUAUAACCGGCUUAAGACCCUGAACACCCCUCGUUUCGCGAACCGCAGGUUGCAACUUCCUUGCAUCGCAUUUCCUAUCACAGAAGUCAGACGGAGGCGUGGUGAAGGCCAGGAGACAUGUUUCACUUAUGAAGUCAAGGCAGAUGGACUUCAAGACAUGUUAAUCAUCACAGAAGAUAGACUGAUUCAGUUCUCGCGGGCAAGGUCUCCUGGGGAACCAUUCUUGCUCGUCCGUCCGUGGAAUCGUUAUGACCUAGAGCUGCCUGAUCUCGCGAACGAUGCAUGGAGCGUGGACAGUGGGUCCGAGCCGGAGUCUUCAUCAGACAAAUCGCUCGGUGAGGAUCCUGGAGAAAAUGAGCUUGUUGAUUCGGAGUCUCACUCCCGAGCGUUGAGGUUGAUCGUGCGCCUGGGACAGCCUUUUGGUGCACUUUUGCUUGCGCAGCAGCGUGGUGGGGAGUACAAGAGGAUCGCUUCGGAUCACACAAUCAUUGCGCAAGUUAGGGACAUGACUGCUGUUCAUGACAAUGUCGGGACGCUUGAGAUAUUGUAGUUGUAUGCAUCUCGAAGAACGGAGAUGACUGACACGUUAUCAUUG